Messenger RNA from Triplophysa rosa, 3751 nucleotides. It is a transcript of the gene zbtb40, whose product is annotated as zinc finger and BTB domain containing 40. Gene Ontology annotation, cellular component: nucleus. The record is from RefSeq and is a predicted model, not a curated record. The transcript is spliced from 16 exons. NCBI's taxonomy places the organism in Eukaryota, Metazoa, Chordata, Actinopteri, Cypriniformes, Nemacheilidae. Gene Ontology annotation, molecular function: protein binding; DNA-binding transcription factor activity, RNA polymerase II-specific; RNA polymerase II cis-regulatory region sequence-specific DNA binding. Gene Ontology annotation, biological process: regulation of transcription by RNA polymerase II. The coding region runs from base 132 to 3371 and encodes 1079 amino acids.
ACGCAUGCGCAGUACCGUCCUGUUUUGAGCUUCGUCGUUUUCAAAAUGCCGAAUCUUUAUUGAGCCGCAGAAUGUUGUCCUUCGAUGGAGUUUAAAUAAAGAGCCGGAUAAUUUGAAUUCAAAGGCACGAGAUGGAACUCCCAAACUACAGCCGGCAGCUCAUGCAGCAGUUGCAUGCCUUGCGAAAAGAGAAGCAGUUUUGCGACUGCUCUAUCCUGGUUGGAGAAACCCCUCACCCUGCUCAUAAACUAGUGCUCGCUGCCUCCAGUAUGUUAUUUAAGUCUGUUCUAGAGGGUUCUGACAGCAUCUCCAUCGACACAGAUUUGCUGUCUUCGCAAGAAUUUUCCUGCCUUCUGGACAUGGUGUAUACUGGUAAACUACCUCCUGGCAAGCACAACUUCACUCGCCUCAUAGCUGCUGCAGACAGCUUGCAGAUGUUCGAUGUGGCUGUUGGUUGCAAGAACAUUCUCAACGACCUCAUGAAGCAGACCUCGGAGACCGUGGACACUAGCUCGAUGGUAUCUCGUGAUAGUGUAAAGGGGGGCACUGAGAUUGCUGACUCGGGAAAGUCCAAAAGUUCCGAGCACGGUACGAUUGAGCUGAUCACUGAAAACCAAGCAGGAAUCCGAAAUAUCCUACAGAGGGUACAGCCAUGUGCCGAGGUUCUUGAGACGUGGGAGACGAUCUCUGCACAGGAGCGCCAGGUCAUUCUGAGCAGUUUCAGAGGAGAUCCAUCCCGAGAUGAGGUUUACCAGCGGUUGCUGAGUCUGAUCCAGGUUGAGAGAGUUCUGUCAGCUCAGACCGUCAUCGCAUUGGUGAACCAGCUAAAACACUUCAAUCCUGAUCCAGAAUCAGCAAUUGAGCACCAAAGAAAUGAGAACUUCCCCGAACCCAAAGAUCCUUCGACAUCUGCGCAACCGUCCGGUAAGCUUUUAGAUCACGUAUCAAAACUGACUCGCCAGCUUUCCAGUGUCAACAACCUGUCAGAGAUUUUGACCAAGGCAGCAAGCGGCUGUAAAAAUUAUGUAGAGAAAGCGGUGGUGCUGGAAUGCUGUAGUUCUCCAUUCUCAGGAGACGUGGUGGAGAGUUUGAUUUGUCAAUUCAAAGAGACGCACAUAAGUGAAGAAACACUUCUAAUGCUUCUCCAUGAAGUGAAGAAAAGCUCCACAGGUCGAGCGCAACUUUUGGAGAUCUUGAAACACACAAGAGGUAAACGAUCCGAGAAACGCGAGGGGAUGGAUUUGUUAAAAACAUAUCAGAAUAGACUCGCAGAACUCAGUCUGGAUCAUAAGCUCUUCGAAGAGUGUCUUAAAACUGGUCCAGACAUCUCUGCAAUCGAGAGAGAGCAUAUUCAGGUCCUGCUAGCAGAGAAGGCAGACGCUGAUGUGUUUGGAAGGUUGAUAUCUGCAGUGCUAAAGGAGGAAAGUUUACUCCAGCCUGUGACCGUGUGGAGGAUUCUCCUGUGGGCGGAGACACAGAAUCCACAGCUGGAGAUCUUCAUGCAGGAGAUCAAGGACAGAGCAGAUGCUCACAUACUCCUACAGACCAUUCAAGAUUUGGAUGUGAUUUUUAAGCACAAAUCACUGCUUCUGGAAACCAUCAGUGACAUGAAUUUACUGGAACGGGGUGUGGAGGUGAUGGAUGGUGGGACAGAGCAGCUUGCUGAGUUCGUGCAGAGCUGUCGGAGAGCUGACGGUGAGCUGGAGUCUAUAGAGCAAACCAUCCACAGAGUUUUGAGUGGCGAUUCACAGUACGCCAGUCCUCUGUGCCAGCUGCUGUAUGCCAACCAGCAACACUUUCCCCAUCCGACCGCCGUAACAAAAGCCCUCAAGCACACAGCUCAGCCGGUCUCAAACCCUCCUGAAAAACCUGAGGUGGAGCCAGAAGGAUCUACCGCUGAUUCUGAGGAUGAGGAAGGAGACGGCACCGUAACGAGAGGAAGGAAACAGGCCGUCCCUGUUUCCUACAGCUGUCCGUGGUGCAAUAAGACGUUUGACUUCAAGUGCCGUCUGAUAAAGCAUAAGAAGGUUUGCACGCUCUCGCCGGGGAAAGAGCAGCGCUGCUCUGAGUGUUCAAUGCCGUUCCCGACUCUCAAGAGCCUUCGCCAGCACUGCACGGAAGCCCACGGCGGCCCACCGGCCAAGAAGAAGAAAACAGAUCAAGUGUCGUGUGACAUGUGCGACAAGACCUUCAAACACUCUUCAGGUCUGCUUUAUCAUAAGCGCACCGAACAUUUCGAAGAGAGGCCGUACGCAUGCGAAGGAUGCGGGGCCAAGUUUGCCGCCACCUCGUCCCUCAAGAACCACAUGCGUCUGCACACGGGAGAGAAGCCGUUCCAUUGCAAGCACUGCGACAUGAGCUUCUCUGUGGCCGCUGCUCUGUCCUACCACACCAAAAAGAAACACGCCGAGGGUAAAAUGUACUGCUGUCAGUAUUGUUCGGCCUCGUUCGCACAGUCCAUCGAGCUGACGCGUCACGUCCGCACGCACACAGGAGACAAACCGUAUGUCUGCAGAGAAUGCGGGAAGGGCUUUAAGCAGGCCAAUGGGCUGUCUGUCCAUCUACAGAACUUUCACAACCUUACAGAGCCUCAUGACUGCCAGAAAUGUCGGGUGAGUUUCUCAUCGCUCGAUGAACUCCGGCAGCACAUCCAGGAGGUUCAUCCCAAAGAGCUGCACCAGUGUCCUGACUGCAGCAAGAUCUUCAACAGCGAAGCCAAUCUGGAGAAACACAUGACGGUUCACGACGGCAGCAAACCCUACAGCUGCCAGACGUGCAGUAAAUGCUAUCAGACACUCUCAGGACUGUGGUACCACAAUCGUACCGUCCACCCAGAGAGCAUCACAGCCCAGGGCAAUAAAACCAUUAAAACCCUUCUUCGGUGCGACAAGUGUGACAAGACCUUCAGCAACAGAAAUAGCCUGUUAAAACAUCAGAUAACCAAUCAUGCAGAAGUGCGCUUGUGGAAGUGUGUGAAUUGUGACGUCGCCUUGACGAAUGAGGCGGAGUUUCAGCAGCACGCCUGCAGCGGGCAGACCGGCCAGGGCGGCUCCGUGUUCAGCUGUGCGAUCUGCUCGCUUCACUUCCCCUCAGAGCCUGAGUUCCAGCAGCACUUCCUGUCUAAACACCUGCAGGACGAAACCCAGCCGCAGGCCUCCAGCUCUCAGACGGUCAUUCAAUGCGGGGAUACAGCCGGUCAAGGGGCGGAGCAAGUAAUAAGCCUGGACCAAUCGCAGAUCGAGGGCUCGUCACAAGUGUUUGUCGCUCUCUCUGAUCAACAGGAAACGGCCAGCGGUUCAGGAAUCGUUGCCGUGAGCGUGGAAGAUUUACUAAGUGGCAAAGUUACUCUCAUCUGUGAAGAGGGUCAAUAAACUGAACUCUUAGAUUAUCUUGGAGAUGGAGGGCUGGUCUAGAAUUGUCUAUGUGUGUGUGUGUGUGGGGGGGGUUCUGAAAAAGUUAGCAAUUAUGAGACCCAUUUUAUACCAAAAUACUGUGUGACAGGGUUGUUAUAAUGGUAUGAAAUGAGCGAAAACAAUGUGUUUGAUUUUUAAUGCGCACAGGCUUCAGUCUCUGGGUCAAAACAUGUUUUGGUGUCAUAGAAACAACAUUAUGGCUGUUUUGGGCUCAUGGGAACUAAACACUGAUGUCGGUGCUACGGACUUGUUAAUAAAACCUUGGUCGUUUUUCCUAUUGCAGUUAAUAAUCCUGAGACCAAGCUGCCAUUAUUCCAUCUCGCGUAUUUUAAACAAAC